Magnusiomyces paraingens is the source of this 2370-nucleotide messenger RNA. RefSeq lists its product as uncharacterized. The record is from RefSeq and is a predicted model, not a curated record. Gene Ontology annotation, molecular function: metal ion binding; ATP binding; phosphoribosylformylglycinamidine cyclo-ligase activity. Bases 1 to 2370 code for a protein of 789 amino acids. Lineage: Eukaryota; Fungi; Ascomycota; Dipodascomycetes; Dipodascales; Dipodascaceae. Gene Ontology annotation, cellular component: cytosol. Gene Ontology annotation, biological process: adenine biosynthetic process; 'de novo' IMP biosynthetic process. The transcript has 2 exons.
AUGUCUGAUUCUUCUCUCACGAUUCUUCUCGUUGGUAACGGUGGCCGUGAGCAUGCUCUUGCUUGGAGACUCGCUCAGUCUCCUUCUGUCAAGACUAUCUACGUUGCUCCUGGCAACGGUGGUACCGCCAAUGGAUUGGACAAGGUUCAGAACAUUGAUAUUAGCAGCGGCGAUUUCCCUAAGUUGGUUGAGUUUGCCCAAAAGAACGAUGUCAAUUUGGUUGUUCCUGGUCCCGAGCAGCCUUUGGUUGACGGUAUUGAAACCUACUUUAGAAAGGUUGGUAUUCCCACUUUUGGUCCCUCUGCUAAGGCUGCCGUCAUGGAGGGCUCCAAGACCUUUUCUAAGGAUUUCAUGGCUAAGCACAAUAUCCCUACCGCUGAGUUCCAGAAUUUCACCGACUACGAAAAGGCCAAGGCUUACAUUGCCUCGGUUAACCACAAUGUUGUCAUCAAGGCCUCUGGUCUUGCUGCCGGAAAGGGCGUUUUGAUUCCCCAGAACAAGGAAGAGGCUUACGCGGCUCUUAAGGAGGUCAUGGAGGACCGUGCUUUUGGUGAUGCUGGUGAUGAAGUUGUCAUUGAGGAGUUUCUCGAGGGUGAUGAACUUUCCAUUCUUGCCUUUUCUGACGGUUAUACUAUUGUCGAUCUCCCCCCUGCCCAGGACCACAAGAGAAUUGGCGAGGGCGACUCUGGCUUGAACACUGGUGGUAUGGGUGCUUAUGCUCCUGCCCCCAUUGCCACCCCUAAGAUUUUGGACGAAAUUCGUGAAACCAUUCUUAAGCCCACUAUUGCUGGUAUGAGAAAGGAUGGGUUCCCCUUUGUCGGCAUUCUCUUCACCGGUAUUAUGCUUACCAAGAAUGGUCCCAAGACCCUUGAAUACAAUGUCAGAUUUGGUGACCCCGAGACCCAAACUGUUCUCCCCCUUCUGUCCAAGGACACUGACCUUGCUCAGAUCUUCCUUGCCUGUGCUGAAGGCCGCCUCGACUCUAUUGAUAUUAAGAUUUCUCCCGGCUAUGCCGCCACUGUGGUCAUGUCUGCUGCCGGUUACCCCGAGUCUUACAAGAAGGGCGAUGUCAUUACUGUCGGCCAAGUUUCUGAAAACAACUACAUUUUCCACGCUGGCACUGCCAUUAAGGAUGGCAAGAUUGUGACUGCUGGUGGCCGUGUCAUUGCUUCUUCUGCUACUGCUCCUACCCUCGAGGGUGCCCUUAAGCUUGCUUAUGAGGGCGUUGACAAGGUCAACUUUGAAGGCAAGUAUUUUAGACGCGAUAUUGCACACAGAGGUCUCCGUGACUUGAAGCUCAUGGGUGAUGCUCAGACCGGUAUCACUUAUGCUCAGGCUGGUGUUGAUGUUGACGAGGGCAAUCGAUUUGUUGAGCAAAUUAAGGCCAGUGUUCGUUCCACCAAGAGACCCGGUGCUGACGCCGAAAUUGGUGGUUUUGGCGGCAUUUUCGAUCUUAAGGCUGCUGGCUACCAGGAUGCUCUUUUGGUUGGUGCUACCGAUGGUGUCGGUACCAAGCUUAUUAUUGCCCAGUCUACUGGCAUUCACAACACUGUGGGCAUUGAUCUUGUUGCCAUGAGUGUCAACGAUCUUAUUGUCCAAGGUGCUGAGCCCCUCUUUUUCCUCGAUUACUUUGCUUGUGGCAAGCUUGACAGCAAGACUGCUGCCGACUUUGUUUCCGGCGUUGCUGAGGGCUGUGUGCAGUCUGCAUGUGCGCUAAUUGGCGGUGAGACUGCUGAGAUGCCUGGUCUUUACAGCGAAGGCGAUUACGACUGCAACGGUACUUGUGUUGGUGCUGUUGAGAGAACCAAGGUUCUCCCCAAUCUUGAUGCCUUUGCUCCUGGCGAUGUCAUUCUUGGUCUUGCUUCAUCUGGCGUUCACUCCAAUGGCUUUUCGCUUAUUAGAAAGAUCCUCGAGGUUUCCAACUUGUCCUACAGCGACAAGGCUCCCUGGACAUCCGAGAACAAGACUGUGGGCGAAUCGCUACUGACGCCUACCAGAAUUUACGUCAAGUCGCUUUUGCCUGUUAUUAAGAAGGAUUUGAUCCUUGGUCUGGCCAACAUCACUGGUGGUGGUCUUAUUGAAAAUGUCCCCCGUGUUUUGCCCAAGCACCUCAACGCCAACAUUGACGUCACUUCUUACCAGGUCCCUGAGCUUUUCAAGUGGUUUGCCAAUGCUGGUAAGGUCCCUGUUGCUGAUCUCGGUAAGACUCUCAAUAUGGGUAUUGGUAUGAUUGCCAUUGUUAAGCCCGAGAAUGUUGCUGCCGUUACCGAGGAACUCACCAAGGGUGGUGAGGCUGUCUUUGAGAUUGGCAAGCUGGAGGCUGGUGAGCAGAAGUGUGUCUUGACCAACAUUGACAACUGGAUCAAUUAA